Messenger RNA from Diorhabda sublineata, 6771 nucleotides. Its product is annotated as vinculin. Gene Ontology annotation, molecular function: actin filament binding; structural molecule activity. The record is from RefSeq and is a predicted model, not a curated record. Bases 202 to 3327 code for a protein of 1041 amino acids. The transcript has 21 exons. Gene Ontology annotation, biological process: cell adhesion. Gene Ontology annotation, cellular component: actin cytoskeleton. Lineage: Eukaryota; Metazoa; Arthropoda; Insecta; Coleoptera; Chrysomelidae.
GCUAAAGAAAGGUAGGGUUAUAAUAUCUAUAAAUAACUUCUUUAGUUUUCUUAUGUUUAUUAUCACAGUCUUGAGACAUAUCUAAUCUCUCCUUAAAAGUUCGCGAGAGUUGGUUGAGUCUGCAUAUAAAUUCAAAUUUUCGAAUUGUUAUAAUUUUUAUUUUAUGUUUAUUGUGUUAUAAUCUACGUACAACAAUUUAAAAUGCCAGUUUUUCAUACAAAAACGAUUGAAUCUAUUUUAGAUCCAGUUGCACAACAGGUUUCAAAAUUGGUAAUUCUCCACGAAGAAGCUGAAGAUGGUAUACCUAUGCCCGACCUUCAACAACCAGUUAGAUCAGUCAGCAAUGCUGUAUUUAAUUUGGUCAAGGUUGGUCGCGAAACAAUCAACAGCUCAGAUGACGCCAUCUUACGUCAAGAUAUGCCAGCAGCUCUUGUCAGAGUGGAGCGCUCUUCCAAGCUAUUGGAAGAAGCUAGUGAUAUGCUUAAACAAGAUCCCUUCUCGUCUCCGGCAAGAAAACGAUUGAUUGAAGGAAGCGGCGGGAUUUUACAAGCAACUUCAGCUCUACUUUUAUGUUUUGACGAAUCGGAAGUGAGAAAAAUCAUCAAAGAAUGCCACAGGGUUCUCGAUUACCUCGCCGUCGCUGAAGUUAUCGAAACUCUAGACGAACUCGUUCAAUUUUUAAGAGACUUAAGCCCUUGUCUUAGUAAAGUUACUAGAGAAGUUAGUGCUAGAGAAAAAGAAUUAACUCAUCAGGUACAUUCUGAAAUUCUGGUAAGAUGUUUGGAACAAAUAAAAACAUUGGCACCGAUAUUGAUCUGUUCGAUGAAAAUUUACAUUCACAUAGUGUCUCAAGGUGGAAAAGGCGCCGAAGAAGCAGCUGAAAAUAGGAAUUAUUUGUGUCAAAGGAUGACUGACGAAAUUAAUGAAAUCAUCAGAGUUUUACAGUUGACUAGCUACGAUGAAGAACAAUCAGAUUUGGAUAAUCUUACAGUUUUGAAGAAGCUACAAAAUGCAAUUGUCAACAAAAUAAACGCCGCUAAUGAUUGGUUGUUUGACCCUACUGCUGUUAGAGGCGGUGUAGGUGAAAAAUCUCUCAGACAGAUUAUUGAUGCUGCCCAAAAAGUAGCAGACAGGUGUCUUCCGCAAGAUGCUCAUUCGAUUAAAAAAAUUUGUUCUGAUCUAACCACCAUGACGGACGCUUUAUGUGAAUUGAGACAAGACGGUAAAGGUGCGACUCCACAAGCCGAAUCAUUAGCUAGAGGAAUCAGGGAUAAAUUAGGAGAUUUACAGCAAGCAGUUAUGAAUGCCGUUGUGGCUGUGGAUAAGACUGGAUUACAACAGACUGCUCAUACUGUACAAGGAAGGUUAGAGCAGGCCAGAAAAUGGUUAUCGAACCCAGGACAUGACGACAAAGGUCUCGGACAAAGAGCAAUAAGUGCAAUUGUAGAAGAAGGAAGAAAAGUCGCCGAUGGUUUACCAGGAGUCCAAAAGGCCGAAAUCCUCCAACUCUGCGACGAAGUGGAUACUUUAUCUCAUCACUUGGCCGAUUUAUGUCGUCAGGGUUUGGGUAAUACCCCCCAAGCGCAGGAAGUAGCCAGACACCUUUCGCAGAAAUUACACGAACUGAAAGAAAAGAUAAAUCAGGCAGUCGUUAAUAGAGUAGUGGAAGAUUUCAUAGAUAUUGUAUCGCCGUUGAAACAAUUCACGGAAGCGACUUUAGCACCUGAAGGUACACCAAAUAGGGAUCAGAACUUCGCAGACAAAGCAGCUAAUUUACAACAGUUCUCGAAUAGAGCAGUUAAGACAGCUAAAAUGGUAGCAGCAGGGGGAAGUUCAGGUAAUAAGAAAUUAGCGGAAGCCCUCCAAUGCGCCGCCAAUCAAGUCGAAAGUCUAACUCCCCAAUUAAUAUCCGCUGGAAGUAUCCGUAUGAAUUAUCCGACGUCUAAAGCCGCCGACGAACAUUUCGAAAAUCUAAGACAACAAUAUGCAGAUACUUUAACUAAAGUUCGUAAUUUAUGCGACGAAGCCACCGAUUCCGGCGACUUCAUCAAAGCCUCAGAGGAGCAAAUGAAGAAACACACUUUCUUAUGUGAAGAAGCCAUAAAGAAUAGACAACCGCAGAAGAUGGUCGAUAAUACUUCUGCGAUAGCCAGAUUGGCUAAUAGAGUUCUCCUUGUGGCUAAACAGGAAAGCGACAAUUCCGAAGAUCCUAAUUUCAUAGAGAACGUUAACGGUGCUUCUGAUCUACUACAAAGCGCUGUUCCACCGAUGGUGCAAGAUGCUAAAUUGGUUGCCGUUAAUCCAGCUGAUUCUAACGCUGCUUCCAAGUGGAGAGAUUCCAAUAAAGCUUUGUUGAACGCCGUUGGACAAGUUCGUCAGGCCGUUCAAGUUAAUCCAGAUCUUCCACCACUACCCGACAUAAAUUCAUUGAAUUUAGAAACAACACCAAACCGUUACUUUAUUGACAAAGUUGGCGAGCCAUUGCGAAAUACACCAACGCCCAGCAGGGAAUCGGGGACUCUGAGUCCCACGCACCAACAACAGGGGCGUAUUAGUCCCUUGCCGAAAUGGGCAAGAGCCGAAAAUUCCGAUUUACUAUGUCAAGAAUUAGCUAGUUCCAACUAUAUUAACGAAACAGGAAGAUCGAGAUUUAUUCCCGAUUAUAUAAUAGAAGACGAUCAAGCACCGCCGCGUCCUCCUUUACCUUACGAAGGAGCUCCAGUCAGACCGCCUCCACCUGAAACCGACGAUGAAGAUGAAGUAUUCAAAACGGCACCGCUCCCAAGUCAACCGAUUAUGGUGGCAGCCCAUAAUUUGCAUAGAGAAGUGAGACAAUGGUCUGCGAAGGACAACGAUCUAAUUGCUGCUGCCCAACGGAUGGCAAAACUCAUGGCAAGAUUAUCGGAACUUGUUCACAACGAUGAUAAAGGUUCCAAGAGAGAAUUGAUAGCUACCGCUAAGGCUAUAGCCGAUGCCAGUGCUGAUGUUACUAGAAUAGCCAAGCAAUUAGCUAGGGAAUGUACCGAUAAGAGAAUUAGAACCAAUUUACUUCAAGUUUGCGAAAGAAUACCAACCAUAGCUACCCAAUUGAAGAUACUUAGUACCGUUAAAGCCACGAUGCUGGGAUCUCAAGAGUUUGGAAAACGAUAUAAAGGAUCAGAAGAGGAUCGAGAAGCUACCGAAAUGUUGGAGGGUAACGCUCAGAAUCUAAUGCAGAGCGUAAAAGAAACCGUAAGGGCAGCCGAAAGCGCCAGCGUUAAAAUACACGCCCAAACCCACGGAAAACUGAGAUGGGUGAGAAAACAACCGUGGUACGCGUACGCUUAAAUAUUCAUCGAAGUAUAUACAUUCGAAGACAACUACCCCAUGAGCUUUUAUACGCUAAUGACACUCGCGUUGUUUUAUAUUGACAGCUAAUGUUAUACCAACUUCGUUUUUUACCUAACUGUUUCUAUUUUAUUAUUUUGUUACUUAUCUAAUUACUAUGUUUUCAGGUAUCGGUCUUUCUAAUACCCAUUUCCACUGUCUUCUUUUCCAAUUCCUUUAGUUAAGUUGUCUAGGACUUUUUAGUCUUUUAUACCUAUUUUCUUCAUUGUCUUCUUCUAAAUUAUCCAAAUUUCAUUAGUUCUGUCUAUUUUUUCUUUUUCUAUUCUUAUUUCUUUCACUAUCUCUGUCUCUGAUGAUGAUUCCUGUCUCUAUUGUACUCAUUUCUUUCAUUAUUUUCGUUUUCACUUCCUCCAAUUUUGCUGUUUUUGUUAUUAUUAUUUUUUAAUGUCUACGUUGUAAGGUGAUUAAUGAAGCUUCAUGGCUCUUAUACAGCUCUGCAUCCUCAUUUCAUUUUCCUCUAUUAUUGCUUCUUAUUUUACCAUUUUUCUUAAUUAUUUGUUUUAAAGUAGCUAAAAAGACUUUAGUCUUUCUUAUAUUAAGUUCCUUAACUGUUUACUCUCUCAACUAUUCUAAUUCAUAUGAUUAUCUUCAUUUUCCUUUAUUAUUCUUCUUCUUGUGUUCCAUUUGCUUGAGUCUACGUUUCAUAGUGUCGAUUAAGGUUCCAAUUUCUCUUAUAUCCACUUCUUAUUUCCCGAUUCCUCUAAUUCAAUUGUUUUUCUUCAUCUAUUCUCAUUUAUUUUGCUAUCACUGUCAGAUGAUGAUUCCUGUCUGUGUUGUACUCAUUUCUUUCAUUAUCUUCAUUUUCAUUUACUCCAAUUCAGCUGUUUCACUUUUCUAAUGUCUACGGUAUCUGAUGAAGGUUCCUGGCUCUAACAAUUAGUUUCCUUUUUCUCUAAUAUUGCUUCUUAUUUUGUCUUUUUUCUUAAUUCUACGUUUCGAAGUAUCAAUUAAGGCUUCGGUCGCUCUUGUAUCAAUUUUUUUCAUAUUCUUUUUUAAUUCUUCUAAUUCAGUAGUUUCUUUUCUUUUUAUUUCUAAUUAUUACACAAGUUAUCUUCUAUUUUCUCUUAUUUCUUCAACAAUUUCUGUUAUCAUUUCCUAUUAGUCUUCCCCAUUUCCUCUUAUUCAGCUGUUUAAUUUCAUUUUUCUCUAUUAUUGUUUCUUCACGUGUUAAUUUUUUUGAAUCAACAUUUUGAAGUGCCAAAUGUGGUUUUAGUUCUCUCUUAUAUCUAUUCCUUUCGUUCCCUUAUCUCCAAAUCCCUCUGAUUCCUGUGUUUCUGUUAUUGCUUCUUGUACUCAUUUCUUCAACUAUUUUCUUUCUCAAUUCCUCUAAUUCACUUUUUCCUUAAUUUUUUUUUCCAUGAAUGUUCCUUUUCCAAUAUCAACAUUUUCAAGUUUCGAAAAAAGUUCCAUUGCCUUUUGUACCAAUUUCUUCUUUGUUUCCCCAAUUCCUUCAAAGUUUUUUCACUUUUCUUCCUACAUCAAACCAUUUCAUCUGAAACUGCAGUUACAGGUGAUGUGAGAAAAGUAUCGAAUACGAUAUGGCAAUAAAUUAGUAUUUGAUGAGCAUUUUAAUAUUUGUUGUUUUCGAAGUUUUGUUAUUAACGUUUGUUAAUUUGUCAAUUUAGUUUUAUUUUUUUGGUAAUUGACAAUCGAGAAAUAUUUAUAAUUAAUAUAUUUACAUAUAGAUUAUAGAUAAAUGUUAACAUAGCACGAAAUCAGUGUAGAUUAAAUACACAAGUGAUGUAGAAGCUGCCUUGCCGAUAAAUUGCUAUUUUUUUAUAAUGUUGUACUCGUAAUAUUUAUCAUAAAAUGUUUUUUCUGUGGAAAAAUUACACAUUUUAAUAAUUUCAGAUAACUUUUUAAAGAUUUUGACAAAAAAAAAAAUGAAAAAACACGUUUUGGUCACCAAAAAAUCUUUUCAUGCAUUAUUUAUGAGUUUUAUUGGAAGUUUUUGAUGUUUUAAUACAAAUUAAACUUUUGGGCAGCUUUAAAAUCUUGCUGGGAUCUUUACCGGUAGAAUCUUAUAUCAAAAUCUUCCUUGGGUACUUAAAAGAGUUAAUAAUUAUAUUAAAUUCUUUCUUAUUAAUAUUCUCGAUUUUUUCUAUCCAAAAAUCUAUAACUUUACCCUAUUUAAUUAGAUAAUUAAAAAUUAGCUAUUGAAGGAAAUAAAGUUUCAUGUUUUCUUAGUGUAGAGUGUAAAAUUCAGCACUGGAAUGAAUCUCGUUGGUCGAAUGAAAUAUUCUCAGAUUUAAAUUCAUUUUAAUUUAUUCUUUUAUUGUUAAAAAUUGUUCAAAAUUGCGUUUGGGGGUAGAAAAUAAUUAAAAAUUAACCUAAAAAUAAUUUUUUUAUAUAUAAAAAACGUGUAAAAAUCUUUUCAAGUUACUUAAACAACAAAAUUCAUGUAUUCUCUCGAGUUUUCAUCUAUUUCUUAGUCACAAAUGUGUAAUUUUUUCUGAUAAUGAUACGAGGACGAGUCCAUAAGUCGGCGAUUUUUAAAGUAAAAAAUUAAUUUCCAAUUUAGGUUCCUUCAAUCACUAAGCAUUUAAUCCAACGUUUCCUCAAAUCUUUUACGCCUUUUGUAGAGCCAUUUCAUCAAGUUUGGAAACAAGAAAUAGUCACUAAAGACUAAAUCGGGAAAAUAAGGAUCAAUUUGUAGAUUUUCAUAUACAUCGAUUAUCCUGGUACAAUAGAACUUUGUUCCUGACAAAAUGUAGUAGUCCUUUUAUCCUUUUCAAAUCCAUCCAAUGAAUUGAUACAAUAUUCGUCGUUUGUUGUUUUACACCUUUUGAUGUGUAUAGAUCCAAAAAAUAUGGGCUACUAUGACUUAUAAUCUUAUUUCCUCUUUAUUUGGUGUUGAAUCACCAUCAGAAUCAUACUAUUUGGUCUUUGGUGUAUUGUGAUGGCCCCAAUUUACGAAAACUUGUACGUAUUGCGGUCAAAUAACAUUGUGGUAGUUUUCCAGUAAAUGUAGUGCCCAAAAGUGACUAAGUCAAGUUUUCCACAAUUUCCAAUCGAGACUAACACCAUAUUUAGACCUCAAUUGUGCUUUUAUAACCUAAAGAAAAUACAGUAAAUCACUUUUUACAUGUAAAAUUAACUAAACGAAGCAGCUUGUACAAAUUGACAGAUUUCUGUUGACAUAUAGGCCGAUCAAGAGAUUAGAAAUUCAUAAAAAAGUCGCGGAUUUAUUGACAGAUCCUUGUACUAGAAAAUUAAGUGCAAUAGUGCCAAAUGUUUUCGUUUUAUUCUGUAAGCAAUAAAAUAAGUGGCUGAAAUUGUUAAACGCUCUUAGAUAUAUUUAUACAAUGUGCAUUGAUUUUGUUUAUUUUUUAUUAUAAUGGAGUGAAAUUUUAUGCGACUAAAUAUAAUAUUUAUUUACACUCA